Messenger RNA from Eptesicus fuscus (big brown bat), 651 nucleotides. It is a transcript of the gene IL37, whose product is annotated as interleukin 37. The record is from RefSeq and is a predicted model, not a curated record. Gene Ontology annotation, cellular component: nucleoplasm. Bases 1 to 651 code for a protein of 216 amino acids. Gene Ontology annotation, molecular function: cytokine activity. NCBI's taxonomy places the organism in Eukaryota, Metazoa, Chordata, Mammalia, Chiroptera, Vespertilionidae. Gene Ontology annotation, biological process: cellular response to lipopolysaccharide; inflammatory response to antigenic stimulus; positive regulation of gene expression. The transcript is spliced from 5 exons.
AUGUCCUUCCAGGAGCAGAGCAUAGGAGCGCAGGUGGACUCUGCAGACGGGGAAGGGGCCGGAGGCCAGGGCAGCGCCGAAGACCCAACCCACGGCGCCCUGGAGCCCGGCCCGAGCCUCACCUCCCUCAGCUUGGCCAAUGCAGAUCCAAAAGUCAAGAACCAAGAACCACAGACAUUUACCUUUUACGACCGGGACCAUAAAGUAUUGGUGCUGGUUUCUGAGACACUCAUAGCAGUUCACAAAAAACCCUCCACACGCCCAGAGAUUGUCUACGUCUUAGCCUCUCCCAUGAGCUCAGCGGGUGACAAGGGAAACCCCGUUUUCCUGGCUGUGUCAAAAGGAGAGCUCUGUCUUUGCUGUGAGAUGGACAAGAAGAAAGGCCGACCGGCCCUCCAGCUGAAGAAGAAGAAGCUCGCUUGGCUGUCUAACUCAGCCACAGAAGAUUUGAAGGGCUUCACCUUCUACAGGAGGAAAAGGGGCUGCCGGAACACACUGGAGUCUGCGGCCCACAAGGGCUGGUUCAUCAGCACCGGCCAUGAGAAUGAACCUGUCAGAAUGACAGACAAGCUUGGGAGAGAGGAGCUCACCGACUUUGCAUUUAUAGCAGUCAGCAAAGCUCCAACAAGCCCCAAUGAGGUCAGCGAGUAG